Alternaria burnsii is the source of this 198-nucleotide messenger RNA. RefSeq lists its product as uncharacterized. Bases 1 to 198 code for a protein of 65 amino acids. The transcript has a single exon. The record is from RefSeq and is a predicted model, not a curated record. Lineage: Eukaryota; Fungi; Ascomycota; Dothideomycetes; Pleosporales; Pleosporaceae.
AUGAGAAUUGGAAACAGAUUGGAGUCAGGAAAUGGUCUGGAGACGGUUUGGUUGAAUAAAAGGCUUUCGUUAUGCGCCGAGCGAUCUGCUGACGGUACUGCUGAAUCUGUCCCAUGGGCAAGUAUUGUGACACCCAUUUGCUUCUGCGACUCCACCCACGUUCCUGCAUCAUUGCACCCAGACAUCCCGCCCAGAUAA